AAUCACAGGGUUUGCCGUGAAAUAUUUUCCUCGCGAAAACGAAUUACGAAAUAGCUGCCAGUUUUGUAGGUUAAGUUUUUACAGGGGAUCAAAAAUGUCUUUAAGGUCUUGCAUUACAAUUCUUCCAGGAGUAGUCAAAACGUUAAAACCUAAUACAAUUCAUCAAUUUAACACAUCGCUUCAAAAUAUUACAAAAAGGUCUCAUCCAGUACUAUGGUUCACCACAGACCACAAGCCUCCUGAAACACAGAGUUUAAAAGAAAUAUACUAUGGGAUAUUAACACCACAAAUUAAGGCUGUUAAGGUCUUUUCACUAUCUUCUAGUAUAGUGGGAAUUGUUGGACAACCAUUUCUGUAUAGUGCGAUAGUAUCCACUGGAAAUGUUCCUAUUAUAGUUGCAGCAUACUCCUUUAUUGGGUUUUUUACAUUUAUUACCCCAUUUCUUUUACAUCUAAUAACAAAAAAGUAUGUAACACACCUAUUCUACAAACCUACUGCAGAUAGUUAUGUUGCUAAAACAGUCAAUUUCUUCUGCAUCACAAAAGAGACUGAAUUUAAAGUCGAGAAUGUGAAGGUCCCAGAUGUACCAGGAAUGUUCACAACGUUACUUGCAAAUGGUAAACCUCUUUUCAUUGAUCCUCGUUUAUUUGAGAACCCAGAUCAUUAUGCAAGACUUAUGGGCUAUGAUAAGCCAAUAGAUUUUAAAUUGUAUGAAACACCACCAAUAGAAAAAAAGAAUGAAUAGUGGUUAACCAAUACAGGAAGUAUAUGUAAAUAGUGUUCUAAUUGAGUAAACUGUUGUUUCAU
Zophobas morio is the source of this 807-nucleotide messenger RNA. Its product is annotated as transmembrane protein 70 homolog, mitochondrial. The transcript has 3 exons. Gene Ontology annotation, biological process: mitochondrial proton-transporting ATP synthase complex assembly. The coding region runs from base 95 to 745 and encodes 216 amino acids. Lineage: Eukaryota; Metazoa; Arthropoda; Insecta; Coleoptera; Tenebrionidae. Gene Ontology annotation, cellular component: mitochondrial membrane. The record is from RefSeq and is a predicted model, not a curated record.